Molecule: messenger RNA, 506 nt
Organism: Telopea speciosissima
Lineage: Eukaryota; Viridiplantae; Streptophyta; Magnoliopsida; Proteales; Proteaceae
Product: ethylene-responsive transcription factor ERF098-like
Exons: 1
Coding region: 33-506 (157 amino acids)
Biological process (GO): regulation of DNA-templated transcription; ethylene-activated signaling pathway
Molecular function (GO): DNA binding; DNA-binding transcription factor activity
Source: RefSeq, a predicted model, not a curated record
AAUUAUCAAAUAGUAUUAUUGAUUAGUAGAGGAUGGAGGAGGAGAAGAAGGCUUCAACUUCGAGUUCGAGUUCAAAAGAUGAGAAGGCAGGGAGUGAGGGAGACGAAAAUGACGAAAAAGAGAUGAAAAGGGAAGAGGUUCGUUACAGAGGGGUUCGGCGACGUCCCUGGGGUAAAUAUGCAGCGGAGAUACGGGACCCUUCAAGGCGUGGUGCACGUCUAUGGCUUGGAACGUUCGAAACGGCGAAGGAUGCAGCACAUUCUUAUGAUCGAGCGGCGUUCGCAUUGAGGGGUCAUCUUGCCAUCCUUAACUUCCCCAAUCAACACUACUCUUCCUCUUCUUCUGCUUCUGCUUCUGUGUCUGCAUCUGCAUCUGCUAGUGGAGGAGAGAGUUCAUCAACUAGAGCCGGAAGAGAAGGAGAUGUCAUUGAGUUUGAGUAUCUGGACGAUAAGAUUCUGGAGGAGCUUCUCGCAGUGGAGGACACCAAGAACCCGACGACAACUUAG